Zalophus californianus (California sea lion) is the source of this 1232-nucleotide messenger RNA. RefSeq names its product aminoacyl tRNA synthetase complex interacting multifunctional protein 2 (gene AIMP2). Lineage: Eukaryota; Metazoa; Chordata; Mammalia; Carnivora; Otariidae. The record is from RefSeq and is a predicted model, not a curated record. Gene Ontology annotation, cellular component: aminoacyl-tRNA synthetase multienzyme complex. The transcript is spliced from 4 exons. Bases 146 to 1105 code for a protein of 319 amino acids.
CGGGCCAAUUAGACCACACGGACUUUGCUUUCCCGAAAGGCCGCAGCCGGAUCGGAAAGAAGGUGGCCGCAGUCUCUUGUGGUCUCGGACGGUUUCUGAGCGUUCGUGUCCCUCACCUGCCACCUUCCGUCCUUCGGCUCCCACGAUGCCGAUGUACCAGGUAAAGCCCUAUCACGGGGGCAGCGCGUCUCUCCGUGUAGAGCUUCCCACCUGCAUGUACCAGCUCCCCAACGUGCACGGCAGGACAGGCGGCCCCGAGCCGGACGCAGGCCACGUGCAGGAAGAGUCUGACCCAUCUCUUCAAGCUCUUGAGUCCCGCCAAGAUGAUAUUUUAAAACGUCUGUAUGAACUGAAGGCUGCAGUUGAUGGCCUUUCCAAGAUGAUUCACACACCAGAUGCAGACGUGGAUGUAACCAACAUAAUCCAAGCUGAUGAGCCCACUUUCUCGACCAGUGCAUUGGACUUAAAUUCAGUGCUCGGAAAGGAUUACGGGGCACUGAAAGACAUCGUGAUCAACGCGAACCCGGCCUCCCCUCCCCUGUCCCUGCUCGUGCUGCACAGGCUGCUGUGUGACCACUACAGGGUCCUGUCCACCGUUCACACGCACUCUGCAGUCAAGAGUGUGCCGGAACACCUCCUCAAGUGCUUUGGCGAGCAGUCUAAAAAACAGCCCCGUCACGAGUAUCAGCUGGGUUUUACUCUGAUUUGGAAGAAUGUGCCGAAGACUCAGAUGAAGUUCAGCGUCCAAACAAUGUGUCCCAUCGAAGGAGAAGGGAACAUUGCACGGUUCCUGUUCUCUCUCUUUGGCCAGAAGCAGGACGCUGUAACUCUAACCCUCAUAGAUAGCUGGGUGGAUAUAGCGAUCUUUCAGCUCAAAGAGGGAAGCAGUAAAGAGAAAGCCGCCGUGUUCCGCUCCAUGAACUCCGCUCUCGGGAAGAGCCCCUGGCUUGUUGGGAAUGAACUCACCGUGGCUGAUGUGGUUCUGUGGUCGGUGCUGCAGCAGGCGGGAGGCUGUGGUGGGACCGUGCCGGCCAAUGUGCAGAAGUGGAUGAGGGCAUGCGAGAACCUGGCCCCCUUCAACACGGCCCUCAAGCUCCUCAAGUGAAUUUCAGUAACUGUAAAAGGUUGACUUCGAGAACAGUGCUGUUUCAUGCCUGUUGUGGGUGAAGGAACUUGUACUAAAAUCAGUCUAUUUCAGCCAGUUGCCUAGAAUCAAUAAAGGCAUCAUGUAA